Molecule: messenger RNA, 2982 nt
Organism: Megachile rotundata (alfalfa leafcutting bee)
Lineage: Eukaryota; Metazoa; Arthropoda; Insecta; Hymenoptera; Megachilidae
Gene: Adsl
Product: adenylosuccinate lyase
Biological process (GO): 'de novo' AMP biosynthetic process
Cellular component (GO): cytosol
Molecular function (GO): (S)-2-(5-amino-1-(5-phospho-D-ribosyl)imidazole-4-carboxamido) succinate lyase (fumarate-forming) activity; N6-(1,2-dicarboxyethyl)AMP AMP-lyase (fumarate-forming) activity
Source: RefSeq, a predicted model, not a curated record
CGACAUUCAUUAAAGCCAGUGUACAAUUGCUGAGUUGAUCAGCUGAUCGUAGUGCGUACUCGUGUCACACAAAACGGAGUUUCUCUAUUAUAUUAUUUAGAAAAUCUUGUAAAAAUCAGUGAAAAUGAGUGUCUCCGAUAUUAAAAACAGUGAAUAUCACGAUUAUCGCAGCCCUUUGGCGACGAGAUACGCCUCGAAGGAAAUGCGUUUUAACUUCAGUGAACAACAUAAGUUCAGCACGUGGCGAAAAUUAUGGGUCUACUUGGCUAAGGCAGAAAUGGAGCUUGGAUUGGCUAUCACUCCGGAACAAAUAGCCGAAAUGGAGGCCCAUAUCAACGACAUCGACUUCGAGGCUGCCGCGAAAGAAGAGAAGGCAACGAGACACGAUGUGAUGGCUCACGUUCAUGUUUUCGCCAAUCAGUGCCCGAAAGCGGCGCCCAUUAUUCAUUUGGGGGCUACUAGUUGCUACGUUGGUGAUAACACGGAUCUGAUCAUCCUACGACAAGGAUUCGACAUACUCCUACCAAAACUAGCGAACGUGCUGUCGCGCCUCGCAAAGUUCGCCAAAGAGUACAGCAAUUUACCGACGUUAGGAUUCACUCAUCUUCAACCAGCUCAACUUACCACGGUCGGUAAACGAGCUACAUUGUGGUUACAUGAUCUUCUGAUGGACGAAAGAGCAAUUCGUCGUGCUAGGGAUGAUCUGAAGUUUCGAGGAGUGAAAGGAACCACUGGUACGCAGGCUUCGUUCCUUCAGUUGUUCAAUGGUGACGGGGAAAAAGUGAAACAGUUGGAUCGGUUGGUAACCAAGAUGGCUGGCUUUGAGAAGCACUAUCCUGUAACUGGACAGACCUACAGCAGGAAAGUCGAUGUUGAAUGUUUAAAUGUUCUGAGUUCUUUGGGCUCUUCUGUUCAUAAAAUAUGCAGCGACAUCAGACUCCUAGCAAACAUGAAAGAAAUAGAAGAACCGUUCGAAAGCACCCAGAUUGGCUCCAGCGCGAUGCCAUAUAAAAGAAACCCGAUGCGUUCUGAACGUUGCUGCAGUAUAGCACGACACCUAAUGACACUAGCUAACAAUGCUUUACAAACGGCUGCUACUCAGUGGAUGGAAAGAACUCUGGACGACUCAGCGAUCAGAAGAAUCACUUUGUCAGAAGCGUUCUUGUCAGCCGAUGUUAUAUUAAUGACACUCCAAAAUAUCACUGAGGGUUUGGUUGUAUAUCCAAAUGUCAUUGCUAGACAUGUCGCUCAAGAAUUACCUUUCAUGACCGCAGAAAAUAUUAUCAUGGCUAUGGUGAAGGCCGGAGGCGACAGACAGGUCUGCCACGAGAAAAUAAGGGUGCUCUCUCAAGAAGCAGGCGCACAAGUGAAGCAACAUGGUCUGGACAACGACUUAGUAGAGAGGAUCAAGAAGGACCCUUACUUCCAACCGAUCCUGAAUAAACUGAACGAUCUUCUCGAUCCUCGAACCUUCGUCGGCAGAGCACCUGAACAGGUGACGGAGUUUCUGGAAGAGGACGUAUACCCCGUGCUCGAGAAUUACAAAGGACUCUUGGGUGGAUCCGUACAAUUAAACAUUUAAUGUUAACUCAAAGGAUAACUGGAUCUGGACUUGUAAAAUAAUUUCAAUUCCAUGAUUUUUUAAACUUUCUGUCGAUUUUCUUUUUACGAACGAUACGUACAAGAUUGUUUAUGUGAAUAUUACAGAGAUGAAUAAAUCGUUUUAUUUUUCUCUAUCGUAACCUGUGCAAUUCUGAUUACUUCUCGACAACGUAACUGCUGUGAUAGCGAAACGGGCUCGUAAGUUAUCGAAUUUCGCGUAGAGACACAAGAUAGAAGUAAAAUUGUGAAGGUAGAGAAGGCAGAGUAGAAAGACAGAGGUACGAAAGCCGAUCGUUUAUUUUAAUAGUCAUAGCGAGUAACCAUUGCUUAAUCGUCCAUUUAUUUAUCUUACCUUUGUUUGAGAAAUACAUCGGUUGUAUUAUUGUAUUGUAUCGUGUUGUAUCGUCACGAUCGCAAUGUCUUUGUACUCAUUUUUAUAAUUCGUGAUAAACUAUUUUACAUUUAAUACAAAAGUUGUACUAUGUUGUACUUUCAUAAUAAUAAAUCGUUUAAGCAAUCGUUACGAAUUACAGGACAGUUUCUGGCACAGAAAAUACGUAACUGUUUCGAUGGCAGAAUAUGAGAACAAAGAUAGAAUCGAGAUAGGUGAUAGUUUAUAGCACUCGAGGAUCACAGCAUAGGGAAAUAUUCGCGUCAUUCGUUCGCUAGGUGAAGUUUGGGUGGGAGAAGACUAGAAAUGAGAGAAGAAAGGAAACGCGGUUUCCAAAACUCAGAAAUAUAUUCUACGAAUUCUGUUUGGCAGAGUGGUUUGUGUAAAAAAAUAUAUAAAUAAGUUUUGUCAAUCCUCGAACAAUCUUAGACUAAGUAUAUUCUUUAAUUUUCAAAAAAUUGAAUGUCUUUCUGCUGAAGCACUUGGUCAUAAAUGACCCAAUUUCGUUGUUCGAGGAUUAAGUAGAGAAAGAAGAGAUAAACAAGAUAGAGAACAAUAAAUGAAAGGAAGAAAAGAUUGAGUGAAUUUGGGAAAUGAAAAACAAAAGUGAAAGAGUAUUGAAGAAAAUCAGAAAAACAGAUUUGAAGAAAUGAGAGCAAUAAAAAGAUUGCGUAAAGAAAGGAUAUCUUAGAGUACAAUGCACAGCAUUAUUGGAGCAUCCAAUUUCACAUUUGUAUUAUUAAACAAAUAACAGGACUAGAUGAGACAUCGCUUGUCAGCGACAGGUGUAACAAAUUUAUAAUAGAAUUUUAAUGUUGAGGCAAAAUGUUGAUGAAAGAAAGAUGAAGAGUGUGGAAGAGAGGUUGUAGGAGAUAGUGAAGAGAAAUGUAGUUGAGAAGAAGACAUAAAGAUGAAAAAGAUGCGCAGAAAUAAAGACAUAAAGAUGAGCUGAAAUGUAUGAAAAAUAGAUGGAGAAGAAAUCACAGAAG